CGCAUCAACACAAGGCGAGUCUCGGGCAGGCUGCGUGACGUCACUCCUUCAUCACACCGCCACCAUGUCGAAGAGAGGACGUGGAGCCUCGUCAGGAGGGAAGUUUAGAAUCUCCCUCGGCUUGCCGGUGGGAGCCGUCAUGAGCUGCGCUGACAACACGGGGGCCAAGAACCUGUACAUCAUCGCAGUGCAGGGCAUUAAGGGCCGCCUUAACCGUCUGCCGGCCGCCGCUGUGGGAGACAUUGUGGCCGCGACUGUCAAGAAGGGAAAGCCUGAACUGAGGAAGAAGGUGCACCCUGCCGUGGUCGUGCGCCAGAGGAAGCCGUACCGCAGGAAGGACGGCGUCUUCAUCUACUUCGAGGACAACGCGGGAGUCAUCGUAAACAACAAGGGCGAGAUGAAAGGGUCGGCCAUUACAGGACCCGUGGCCAAGGAGUGUGCUGAUCUCUGGCCCAGGAUCGCCUCCAAUGCUGGAUCCAUCGCCUAAGUAGAAGAAUAAAAAAAAAAAAGUUCUCUGUUGUUUCUUAUCUCCUUGUGGCUGCUAG
Molecule: messenger RNA, 545 nt
Organism: Portunus trituberculatus (swimming crab)
Lineage: Eukaryota; Metazoa; Arthropoda; Malacostraca; Decapoda; Portunidae
Gene: RpL23
Product: 60S ribosomal protein L23
Exons: 5
Coding region: 65-487 (140 amino acids)
Biological process (GO): translation
Cellular component (GO): cytosolic large ribosomal subunit; ribosome
Molecular function (GO): large ribosomal subunit rRNA binding; structural constituent of ribosome
Source: RefSeq, a predicted model, not a curated record